Molecule: messenger RNA, 1210 nt
Organism: Gadus morhua (Atlantic cod)
Lineage: Eukaryota; Metazoa; Chordata; Actinopteri; Gadiformes; Gadidae
Gene: swi5
Product: SWI5 homologous recombination repair protein
Exons: 5
Coding region: 138-545 (135 amino acids)
Biological process (GO): double-strand break repair via homologous recombination
Cellular component (GO): Swi5-Swi2 complex; Swi5-Sfr1 complex
Source: RefSeq, a predicted model, not a curated record
CAAGGACCAAUCAGACCCUUUCUAUUCCUCCUUGCGCGGGUUUCUUACAUUGUAAACAGUGUCGACUACCAACGUAUGUAAUAUGAUUUGACUCGAGACAUGACGUUUUAAUUAAUAAGCGAAACAAUAAAUGCAAUAUGAAUCCAGAGCAGUCUGUCGACUGUUGUCCAACGGGUUCCUGUUCGACGCCUGAAGGAAAACAUGGGAUCCUGGGAGCUCCGAGGAGGACUCCCAGCACAGGCUUCAAGGGAGUGUAUUCCUCAUUCAAGUCGCCUGCCCAGGCAGGUGUCAGCCCGUGUACUCAAGUGACCCCUGAGGCGGAGGUGAAUGACCUCCAGAGGAAGCUAGGGGAGCUGGAUGCUGAGAUAGCCUCCCUGGUGUCAGAAGGGUACAGGUUGGAAGAGCUAGGACAGCACAUUGACCUGCUCCAUGAAUACAACGACAUCAAAGACAUCGGACAGACCCUGCUGGGGCGCAUCGCCGCCCUGAGAGGCACCACCACCAAGGAUCUAUACGACCAGUUUGGUCUGGAACUGAACGACUGACAGGAGGACGAUGGAGUGAAGAGACGCCACGCGGCUGGUGAUGUUAACCAUACCUCACGGGGAACGUACAACGUGACGAAUGACAGGACGCAAAGUUAUGUUUUGUUGUAACGCGAACGAUACUCGCUCAGCACGAAAAACGGGUUUGAAGAAUCCGGCUCGUUCUCUGGGUGUCGUUGAGGGGUUUGACCCCUGUGCAGAGAGCGUCAUGACUCGUAUGGGUUAAGUCCCAAGCCGGACCACCCAACGUUUAUGUUCUGUGUUAUUGUUAUUAUUUAGUGUUCGUUUAGUUGGUUCUUAAGUUCUGCCACUGACCCAUGAAUGUUUCUGAACUUGUAUGGGUGAGAAGUAAUGAGACUGAGCAGCUUUUGUGUUUACUGUAUGCGGGAUUAAUGGCACAAAAGCUAAUCAGUCCCCUCAGCCUUCUGCAUCGUCCAAGGGGCUUGUUUGUUUCAAACGGCCGAGUUCACGUUAUCUUGUGAGUUAAGUGGUGUGAGCAACGCCUGUUUCUGUGGGGUUGAGAAAGUUGCUUUAAGCUGUGUUUGUAUUAUCUGUGUGUUACAUCAUCUGUACUACAUGAUCAUCAUCAUGUGUUUUGUGUUAUUUUGCAACGCAGAUUGUUGAACUUUGUUUGAUUUAAAAUACAAGAUAGUUUCAACCAUAUA